Drosophila busckii is the source of this 2383-nucleotide messenger RNA. RefSeq names its product auxilin-related protein 1. The record is from RefSeq and is a predicted model, not a curated record. The coding region runs from base 479 to 2260 and encodes 593 amino acids. The transcript is spliced from 6 exons. NCBI's taxonomy places the organism in Eukaryota, Metazoa, Arthropoda, Insecta, Diptera, Drosophilidae.
AGCUGUAUGUUGUGCAAGCAGCGCACGCGGCGUAUACGUAACGUGCAACGUUCGCUUGUCGCGUUUUUCGCGCGCGCUCCACACACAAAAAGUCAAUUAGUCUAACACACACACACAUUUGCCUGAGGGACUUGCACACGCCCCAAGGGGGCGGCAAUGCAAUCAGCAAGUUGAAAAUAUUUUAGCAUCAUUUACAGCUGCUUUUAAGUGAUUUGCAAAGUCAUCAGCAUGCGCAGAAAACGUAAAAACAAAUGAUAUGCAAAGCAAGCAACAAAAAAAAAAAAAUCAUCAUAUGGACUGUCCUACUGCCUAUAAAAUGCAUAACAAUGUUUAGACGCUCAGUCGUUUGACGAGUGCCCACUGUACAGUGCCAAUUGCAGAAACAAAAACAAAAUAUAUAAGAAUAUCAAUUUAAAUUUGUGUAUUAACCAGCAAAGCAAUAAUUCAACACUCGCCAGCCAACGCUGCAAACCCAGCCAUGCCCUUUGGACGCAAAUCACCGCUGGAGGCGCUGGCCCUGCCUGGCGUUAUGCUUGCCUAUAAGUACAGUCAGUUCCGGCAGCGUAGACGCGAGGCGGCCAGUCGACGUGUCACGGAGCGGGAGCUGUCGGCGCUGCAUCAUAAAAUUGACAAGCUGCUGAGCAAACUGGAGGAGGAGAGCGAACCAGAUCCGCCAACUUCUCAAGAAGACGAAUGCGUCAUCUGCAUCAAUGCACGCGCCACCAUGCAGACCUCGCCCUGUGGCCAUCGCGUCGUCUGCCGUCGCUGCUUUGUCAAGACCAUACAGAGCGCUGUAGCGCAACGUCUGCUGCCGCUGCGCUGCGUCAUCUGUCGCGCGCGCGUCAAUAGGCUGACCUCGUCGUCGGGCAGCUGGCGCAUACAGGAGUCGGCCAGCAGCUACUCCAUGGGUGCCAAAAGCUGGAGCUCAGCGAGCGUGCGCGCCGGCGGCGUCGUAGCCUCCGCUAGCUCCUACUCCAUGAACGAUGCGCACAGCGAGCAUCAUGCAUUCCAGCAGCCAACGCUGCGUCGCGCAGCAGCAGGCGCCAGACAUCCCUAUCAGUCGGAUAGCUUGUACUCAAUGAGCUCCACCGGCUCGGUGGGCUCCACUUUGAGCGGCUAUUCGCACUACUCCAAGACGUCUUCCAUAACCAGCAGUGGCGCCUGCUCGCCAGCCUCGCCAGCUGCCGCAGCGGACAGAGUGCGCAGCAAUCAUCUAGCGCCGCCUAUGUCGCAGCAUCAGCAGCAGCAGCAGCAGCUGCAUUCUCCAUCGGGCUCUGGCAGCAGCAGCGUUGGCUCAUUGUCGCCGCGUGAGCCGCUGGCGCAGCACUCACAUCAUCAUGGCGGCUGCCCCAGCGGCUGCUCCGGUGCAGUGCCACGCAAGCCGCUGCAUACGCUCAGCCAAACAGCCUCUGCCUCAUCCUGCAGCUCAAGCAGCAGCAGCAGCAGUGGCGGCGGCAGCGGCAGCGGCGCAAUGACGCCUCUUCCAAUGCCCACGCACACUUAUCCAGGCAGGCGGCAUAUCAAGAGUCGACUGCUGGAUCUGCAAAAUCGACUGCCACCCAUCAAGGAGUUUCGCAGUCCUGCCAAAGUGCCACAUCCCUCACCCGUGCACGUGAGCAAUCCACGUUUUCGCUAUGCCUCGUAUACGAAGAGCAGCGGUCAUGAGCUGGCGCCACUGCUGCGUGAGUCCGCCUCGCCGCCGCCGCCGCGUCGUCCGAGUCCGAUGAACAUACAGCUAAGCUGCAGCGCUUUGGCGCCGCCGCCGCUCAAAGCUGGUGGUGCCAAGAUUGUGCCGCUGACCAGCAAGCAUGCAUUGCCCAAGAAUGCCUACGUUAUGCCCAAGGAUAAGAAGCCAGCUGGCGCAGCUGCGUCCAGCUCCAGCGCAGGCAAAUUGCCCAGCAGCGUUAAUAACAAAAGCAGCGCUGCUGCUCCUGUUGCUGCCAAUGCAGCUGGCAAACCACAUUCCAGCGCUUCCAGUCGCAGUUUUCCGCUCUUCGCUAGCAGCAGCAGCAGCAACAAUAACAACAACAACAACAACAAUAAGGAAAAGGCCGACAACAAGAAAAACGAAAGUGUUGAGCGCAAAAAGAAGGAUGAAAAACUCAAGCUGAAAGCUGAAAAGGAAGCCAGAAAGGAGGAGAAACGCCUGGCCAAGGAGGAGGAGCGCCUGGCCAAGCUGCAUGCCAAGGAGGAAAAGAAACGUGGCAAGAAGGAGGCCAAGGAGCUGUUAUUGGCUAACGAUGGCAACAAUAAGAAGUAAACUUAGUUAUACUGCAAGACGGUUUAAAUCUUUUAAUAACUAAGCGACGGCAUAUGUAUUAUAAACAAAAGCAUAUAGUUCACAUAUUCACACACACAUACCAACCAACAAACAAACAGAACA